This is a messenger RNA of Limulus polyphemus (Atlantic horseshoe crab), 1613 nucleotides long. Its product is annotated as transcriptional adapter 2-alpha-like. Gene Ontology annotation, cellular component: SAGA-type complex; nucleus. Gene Ontology annotation, molecular function: chromatin binding; transcription coactivator activity. Gene Ontology annotation, biological process: chromatin remodeling; regulation of transcription by RNA polymerase II. The record is from RefSeq and is a predicted model, not a curated record. Lineage: Eukaryota; Metazoa; Arthropoda; Merostomata; Xiphosura; Limulidae. The annotation marks the transcript as partial. The transcript has 8 exons.
UGAGUGUAGUAAUAGUAGUAGGAUUGGAACUUAUCUUUUGGCUUCAAAAAACUAAAAAGUUUAAUUAUCCUAUAUUUUUAACAUUGAAUAAUCAGUAUUUUGGCUAUUUAAAUACACCCCAAAGUAAACUGUUCAACUUAUUUCAUUAGUUCUUAGAUAUAUAUAAAGGAACAAUAAAAUGUAAAACUCAGCUUUUGUAUUUCAGUAUUUGAUUUUGAGUCUUGACAAAUACUGAAAUAGUUAUACUAUUACUAGUAUUAUUACUAAAAGUAUAUUGUAUAUAAAAUAUUAUAGACUGUAGUGUCAUAAUUUAGUUGCUAAUAUCUCGAAAAAACAACGCAGUUGAGAUUUGAAUAUCGGAGUACUUGGAUGGAAGUCGGAUACUAAGAUAGGCAUGUUAAUACUAUUACUAUACAAUAUUAAUAGUACGGUAUGUAACAGUUGUUUCACAAAAACAGUUAUUAAGAUUGUGGGAUUUGUUUUUAAACAUAGUACCAUUAUCAAUACCAAAACUUGAUUACAAAGAAUGCUUUAAGAAACUUCAGAUGAACCAAGUAUGGAUAUCAUUAUUAAAGAAGGUAAAGUCUGCUUAAUGUGUGGAAUUAUUCUUGCUGAACCAUACAUUCACUGCACGGAAUGUUUAUCUGACUCCGAGUGUUUCCUGUGUCUUCAUUGUUUUGCCAAGGGAUCAGAAAUUGGGGAUCACCUAAAUAACCACAACUAUGAAAUUGUUAGAAAUAAUUUUCCACUUCUGGAUAAAAACUGGACAGCUGCUGAAGAAGUUAGACUUCUUGAUGCUAUAUUAGGGUGUGGCUUAGGAAACUGGACGGACAUAGCUCGUCAAGUGCAGACUAAGAACAGGGAUGAAUGCAGAUUUCAUUAUUUCAACCUUUAUGUAUAUAAUCCCAAACCCCCUUUACCAGAACUACAAGAUCCUGAAAGUAAGAGUGAAAUCCAUCCAACACCCUUUCAGUACACUAAAGGUGAAGACCCACCGCGUCCAGCCCUUGACUCCCAGUUGCACCGAGAUAUGGCAGGAUAUAUGCCCGCUAGGGGCGAUUUUCAAACAGAAUAUGAUAAUUAUGCUGAACUAGAACUUCGAGAAUUAGAGUUUGGACAAGAAGAUGAAGAUCAGUGUGAAACAGGUAUGUUUGACCUUCGGCAAAGAAUUUCUCUUCUCAAAGAAUGUAGAACCAUGGGUUUAACGAGACUUUACAGCAUUCCUUUGUAUCUUCGUCUGAAGAAAAAACAAAAAGAAAGACAACAGAGAAGACCAGCAUUAACAGAACUGUUGGGCUAUUUAAAGGAUGAAGGUUUGUGUUCACAGUGGCUUCAACGACAGACUGUCUUAGAAGGAUCACGUGGCCUUUCUGAUCAUGCACCUUCUGCUGACAUAAAGCUGGCCAUGGUGAACAUCUACUGCUCACGUCUUAAAGAAAGAGCAAGAAGAAAGUGUACAAUGCAAGAACACGGACUCAUUCAUCCAAGAAAAGCACUGGUAAUGUGGAGGAGGUACGACAACACCCUUAGUAAGCCUUUAACAGACAAACUGUCUGUUUUGGCCCAGUUGUUAACUGGAGAUGAAUUUAUUUACUUUCUUGAAGGAUUACAUU